This is a messenger RNA of Podospora bellae-mahoneyi, 3141 nucleotides long. RefSeq lists its product as uncharacterized. The record is from RefSeq and is a predicted model, not a curated record. Bases 1 to 3141 code for a protein of 1046 amino acids. The transcript has a single exon. NCBI's taxonomy places the organism in Eukaryota, Fungi, Ascomycota, Sordariomycetes, Sordariales, Podosporaceae.
AUGCGGCUCUUGAUUUGGGCUUGGGCUGCUGCCAGCCUCUCUCUUGGCUGUGUUGCGUUGCUUGAGGAGCGAAUUGUUUCGUUUGAGGUCGAUGCUGAUGCGGCGGCGGCAAGCGCACAACUCGAUAUCGCCAGUGCUCCGAUUCUUGUCUCUGAGGAUGAUCCGAUUGGCGUUCAUAUUGCGGCCAACAGUCUGGCGAAGGAUCUUGAGCAAAUCACUGGAAUAACCAGGUCUGUAGCCAACGCGACCUUCGCCAGCAUCUCGAGCGAGGCAAACCGGGGCCCAUUCAUCAUCGCCGGCUCGGUCAAUUCGACAUUGAUCCGCGACCUGUCAUCUCAAGGCGUCAUCAACGUGUCGGAUAUUCAGGGGAAAUGGGAGACUUUCAAGACAACCACGGUUCGGCUUUCUGGCAGCAGACCUGCGCUUGUCAUUGCGGGAAGCGACAAGAGAGGUGUCAUAUUCGGGAUCCACACGCUCGCAGAGCAAUCAGGGCAGUCGCCAUACCAUUGGUUUGCCGAUGUGCCUGCCCAGAAACAUUCCCAAAUCUUUGCCCUCAACAAAACGACAGUUCAUGGCGAACCAACCGUCAGAUACAGGGGGCUUUUCAUCAACGAUGAAGAGCCGGCGCUGAACACGUGGUGGGCCCGUCAACACAACGCUACGCGAUAUCCUCUCGACACGGAAUUUUACGCCCGUGUAUUUGAUCUUUUGCUUCGUCUGAAGGCCAACUACCUCUGGCCAGCAAUGUGGAAAUCAUGGACGCCACCGCCGGGAAAUAUCUUUUUUAUCGAUGACCCUGGAAACCAGCAGCUGGCGGAUGAUUAUGGAAUCGUUAUUUCUACCGCUCAUCACGAGCCGAUGCAAAUGGCUACCAACGAGUGGAACGAGACGGAGAGAGGCCCGUGGGAUUGGUCCAAGAACAAGGCCAAUGUGACCAAGUUCUUUGAGGAGGGUAUCGCCCGUGCUGGCAAGAAUGAGUCUUACUUCACCAUUGGGAUGAGGGGUCUGGGAGAUGAGGCGGCGAAUACCCAGAACGCAAUCGAGAUGCUCAAGGAUGUGUUCAAGGUUCAGCGGGGGAUCAUCAAGAAGUUUCAUGGGUCUGAGACGGCUGUCAACCAGGUGUGGGCGCUGUACAAAGAGGUAGCCUCGUACUAUGACGCUGGUUUGGAUCCGGAUGGUGAUAUUACGCUAUUGUUUCCAGAUGACAACCAGGGGAAUGUUUACCGUCUUCCAACCGGGAACGAAACCGAGCGGCCAGGUGGGACUGGAGUGUACUUCCACUUUGAGUAUGUCGGUUUGCCGAGGUCUUACAAGUGGCAUAACACCAACAACCUAGGCAAGGUGUACAAGGAGCUGUUGCACUCUCACUUGAGAGGUGCAAAUAGGAUUUGGAUCAUGAAUGUGGGUGACAUUAAACCAAUGGAGUUACCGCUGAACCUGGCUAUGGACCUAGCUUGGGAUGCGUCGAGCAUUUCGUUUGACAGCAUCCCACAAUACCUGGUUCAGUAUGCCGCCAGGGAGUUUGGCCCUGAACACGCAGAGGAGAUUGGCGAUAUUCUUAUGGAGCACUCUCGUCUAGUUGGGAUGCGUCGAUAUGAGCACAUUGACCCGGCUACGUUUUCAACCACUGCUUAUCACGAAGCCGAACGGGUCCUCUCACGCUGGGACUACUUGGCGAGUCGCGUCAACAAUGUCACUGCACUUCUCCCGGCUGAGACUAAACCCGCAUUCUUUCAACUGGUCGGUCAACCGGUCCUCUCAGGGGCAACAUUUGUCUCGGUGGCCAUCAAGACAGCCUUCAACCUUCGAUAUGCUCGCGAAAGAAGAAACUCGGCCAACCUCCUUGCUUCCAGCGUUCUGGAGCACUUCGAAACCUCCUUUGACCUCAUAGAAGAAUGGGACAACAUGCUCGACGGAAAGUGGGCGGACAUGAUGUCCCAAGCGGUCUACGACGCAGUCGAAGAACCCAAAAUGUGGGCCAACCCAUCAAGAGACAUUCUUUCCAACCUCUCCUAUGUCCAAAUCCGACAAAACAUGCAAUUCUCUCUCGGCAACCUCGGUCUCUACGCCGAAGGUUCCUCUUCCCCUGCUGAACAAGGCCGCUGGGCCGAGUCAGUCGACGCCAGCAUGCCCACCACCAACUUUGCACCUCUACUCCCCCAACUUGACCCCUUUGCCGCACUACAGGAGAGGAUAGUGGAGGUUUUCCACAGAGGCGAUCAUCGCGUCCCUCUCAACUGGACUCUUGACCCUUGGGAGGAAGACUGGCUGCACAUCACCCCUACAGGCGGCACGUUGAACUCGACCCAUCCAGACGACAAAAUCGUCUUUUCCAUCCCCGACUGGUCAAAAGUCCCUGUUGAGUUUAACAAAACAGUUCUCAUCGGAGUCCGCUCGACACCGGCGCGAUACCCCUAUUUUGAUCAAAUCCGGCUUCCGGUCCUGAACUUUGUUCCCCCAAACACGUUUGAGGGAUACCCAGAGUCAUCAGGGGGUUACAUCUCCAUCGAGGCCCCUCAUUUCUCCCCUAACUUCUCCACCCCAAACACCUCCGACAUUCACUUCCUGGCUAUUUCCAACCUAGGCACGAGAUCAAACACCGGCUCUCUUGCCCUCCGGCCUUUCUUGUCUGCUAGGGGAGAUGUUCCCAAGGCGAAAGAAGUGAAGGCUGUAUAUCCCAUCUAUUUAUUUUCUGACAGCCCCCCGAGCGUGAAACACAAUGUUACUGCAACGGUGUUUAUCAACGCAGGGUUGGACACCGACCCGAGGCUCAAGAUGGAGUUCUCGCUCACGUUGGAUGAUCAGCCGGCGAGGUUUCAGAGGGUGUUGGGGGAUUAUGUCAAGAAUCCGCAUGCGGGGGAUAUACCGCCUGAGUGGUUGCCGCACGUGGCUGAUCAGGUGUGGACAAAAAAGGUUAAUUUAGGGGAGGUGGGGGAAGGGAGGCACGAGGUUGUUUGGAGGGUGAAUUCGCCAGAGGUGUACUUGGAGAAGAUUGUGGUUGAUGUUAGGGGGGUGGUGCAGGAUAGUUAUCUGGGGCCGGGGGAGACGAGGUGGGUGGAUGCGACGGAGGUUAUGGGGGGGGAGAGAAGGGGGAAGUGGGGGUGGAGGAGUAGGAUGGGGGUGGGAGGGUUGUGGAUGUGA